AUGAGUGAAGUACAACCGGAGGACUCGGUUAGCCAGAGUGGCAGAAGUACUGCUGUUAGCCAGAGUGGGAGAAGUACUGCUGUUAGUUCCAGUGCCAGAGUAAAGGCACUAGCAAAGAAGGCGGUCCUCAAAGCUGAGGUGGAGGCUCUUAGACAGCACCAGGAGUUAGAGCUUGAAGAGUUGAGGCUCAAGCAGAGGAAAGCUGAGUUGGAGCUGAAGACAAAGCUCAGAGUAAUGGAAGCAGAGGAGCUUGUCUAUCGCCAGUAUGAAGAUGAUCUUGUCAAGGCUAGUGAAGGAGAUGAGGUUACCUUCAAGCCUCAGUCUGUCAAUGAUGACAGCACAUUGCCAUAUCCUGCAACGGAUACACCUCAGAAGCAGAACAUUGACGUUGAGGUAUCAAGAGCACCUGAGUCAACGCCAAAGGUCAGUGAUGAGUCACACAGAGAAUCCAGAGAUCAUUUGGACUACGAGAUCUUAGGACAUUUGAGGCAGGGCCAAAUGCAACAACAGCAGCUUCUUGAAUCCAUAAAUUUGCCAAGUGCCGAACUAAUGAAAUUUGAUGGUGACCCAUUAAAAUAUUAUGAGUUUGUACAAUCAUAUGACUGUAUGAUUGGGGACACGUCAUUGUCCAGCAGUGGAAAACUCAUGAGACUGUUUCACUGUUGUGAAGGAGCAGCAAAGAAACUCAUCCAGUGCUGCAUGAUGAUGUCACCGGAUCAUGGGUACCUAAGAGCUAGGGGGCUCCUUGCUGAGAGGUUUGGUGACACUCACAAGAUUGAAGAAGCCUGGUUGAGGAGAGUUACGGACGGCCCAGCUGUACUAAACAACUGCAAGCAGCUGCGGGAUUUUGCUGAUGAGCUGCAGACCUGUACAGAGACCCUCAAGGCAAUGGGUGUGCUCCAGGAAUUGAGUACCCAGAGAGAAUUAGUGAAGCUGAUCGAAAGAUUGCCCUACCAGUUGAGGAGUCGGUGGCUUGGCCAAGUGAAGAGAAUCCGUGAUACCGGAAGGUCACCUGUAAUCUUUGAUGUUGUUCGAUUUGUGAACGAUGCUGCUGAAGAGAUCAAUGAUCCCGUCUACGGAGCUCUAGUUCAGGGAGGAUGGAAAGAAGGACGCAGUUUCAAGGCCAAAUACAAGGAUAAGGUUUCGAUUCCAAACCGAUACCAUUCUUCCAAAGGAAACUUCUCGGCAUCGCUCAGUCCUCAGAAGUGCGCUCUCUGCCAUGCUGAUCAUGGAUUGUUUGGUUGUCAGCGGUUCAAGGAUAUGAAUCCUGAGCAACGUUUCCACUUUGCUCGUGAACAGAGACUCUGCUUCAAUUGUCUACAGCCAGGGCAUAUGUCCUUUAAGUGCACCUUGAACAGGACCUGUUCAGUGAAGGGUUGCAAACAGAAGCACACAAAGUUUCUGCAUACCGGGAAGCAGAUGAUGUUUAGCCGUGGAGAUAGGAAUUCUUCUUCCAAGAAAGCAGAGAGAGAUAGUGGUCAAUCCAACUCUAUGACCCAGACUGAUGACAGAGCUUCCGGCAGUGAAGCUUCCUCUUCGCAUGCAAGCAGUAAUGCCACGGGGGCCGGAAGGUAUAGAGUUGCUCUUCCUAUAGUACCAGUGAAGGUACGAGCAGCUGAUGGCGAUACAGUUGUAGAGACAUUUGCACUUCUCGAUUCAGGAUCGACAAAUUCAUUUUGCCUUAAGGAGUUGGUGGAUGAGCUGCAGGUUAAAGGCAAGAGUAAGAUCCUGUCUGUCUCUACCUUGGAGAAAAGGAAUAGCCGGUUAAGAUGUGAAGCAGUAAACAUCAAAGUCAUGGGACUUGCCACACAAUCUGAGCUUGACGUGGAGGUUCACACACGUCCCAGUUUGAAUAUCAGCAUAGCUAAUAUGGCAGAAGAGGCAGAUCUAGCUAAGACUCCACAUUUACAAGGUCUUAAUCUUCCAGUCGUCAGUAGAAGCCAGGUCACAUUGCUGAUAGGGCAAGAUGUUCCUGAGGCGUUGAUGCCCCUUGAGGUAAAGGCAGGUAGACCUGGAGAGAUCUAUGCUGUAAGGACAGUUCUAGGAUGGACAUUGAAUGGACCCCUAGGAGACAGAGAAGGUCGAGAUAAUAUCCAAGUCUCAACAAGCUUUAUCUCAGACGAUAGUAAUGCUGGUUUGGAGGAACAGGUGAAGAAAUUCUGGAAGCUAGAAGGAAUGGAAUACCUGUAUGAUGAUAAUAGAGGAAUGUCAAUAAAUGACAAGAAGGUAUCUGAGUUCUGGAAGAAAGAGAUUAGCAUGGACAACGGUCACUAUCAACUGCCUAUUCCCUUUAGAGAAGAGAACCCAAAUUUGCCUGAGAAUCGCUACAUGGCAGAACAGCGAUUAGAGUCACUGAGGAGGAAACUCAGCAAGGAUGAUUACCUUAUGGGUAAAUACAAGGAAGGGAUGUCCAGCCUUUUGGAGAAAGGAUAUGCUGAGGAAGUACGUGUAGACAACACAACUGAAGUCCAGAUUCAGGACAGACAAGAGAAAUGGUAUCUUCCUCACCAUCCUGUUAUCAAUCCCAAGAAACCAGGAAAGGUACGCAUAGUCUUCGACUGUGCAGCUAAGUGUAAAGGAGUAGCUCUCAAUGAUGCUGUAUUGCAGGGUCCUGAUCUUACCAACAAACUGACAGGAGUACUCCUUAGAUUCAGAAAGGACCGUAUCGCAUUAACAGCUGACAUAGAGGCGAUGUUUCAUCAAGUCAGAGUACCGUCAUAUGAGAGAGAUGUGCUGCGAUUCCUGUGGUGGCCGUCGGGAGAUUUGUCAAAACAGUGUCAGGUUUAUCACAUGUGUGUACACCUUUUCGGUGGGACAUGGAGUCCCAGUGCUUGCAGUUUUGCCCUUCGUCAGACUGCGGUUGAUAAUCAGCAGGAUUACGAGGCUGACACUGUAGAGACUGUUCGUGAAAACUUCUACGUUGACGAUUGCCUUGUGUCAACAGAUAGUGAAGAAAGGGCCAUUAAAUUGGCAGCACAACUCAGGGAACUACUCAGAAAAGGGGGAUUCAGGCUAACGAAAUGGUUGAGUAACAGUCCCACCGUGCUACACUCAAUACCUGUUGAGGAAAGAGCCAAGGAGUUGACUGGAGUCGACUUGAAUCAUGAUGCCCUCCCAGUUGAUCGAGCUCUAGGUAUCAGCUGGAAUGUUGAGGCAGAUAGUCUCGGGUUCAAGAUUUCACCGAAGGACAAGCCUCUCACGAGACGGGGAUUGCUGAGUGUUGUUUCAUCGAUGUAUGACCCGUUAGGAUUUGCAAGCCCAUUCGUCGUAAGAGGGAAGUUGAUCUUGCAAGAACUGUGUCAAAAGGGACUUGCAUGGGAUGAUCCUAUUCCUGAAGUCUACAAGCAGAAGUGGAUGGUGUGGCUCAGUGAACUACCAGAGAUAGAACAGUUUGCAGUGAACAGAUGCAUAAGACCCCAUGAAUUCCCUGAAGUGGUGGAGUAUGAAUUGCACCAUUUUUCUGAUGCUUCUGAAGUAGCAUAUGGGGCAGCAUCAUAUCUAGUAUUGAAAGCUGAAAAUGGUCAGGUGCACAGUGAGCUGUUGAUGUCAAAGUCUCGCCUUUCACCAAUCAAGAAAAUGACGAUUCCACGUCUAGAGCUGUCUGCAGCAGCAAUCAGUGCAAGACUGGACGCCUUUCUAAGACAAGAACUGAAUGUGCUAGUGGGAAGUUCUCAUUUCUGGACAGAUAGCACAAUCGUCAUACGAUACAUAACAAAUGAGGAAAGGCGGUUCCGGACUUUCGUGGCUAAUAGAGUUGCAGCAAUCAGAACUAAAUCCAGCCCAGAACAGUGGCAUUAUGUGGAUUCAAAAUCCAAUCCAGCAGACGACGUGUCUAGAGGGCUGACUGCUGAGGAGCUGAAAACCAACCAGCGAUGGGUGCACGGUCCUAAAUUCUUGCUGCAAGGAAAGGAGAACUGGCCCGCUGAUCCAUUUAUAGGGGGAGAGCUUUCAGAUACUGAUCCAGAAAUCAAGUUGCCCAAGGAAGAUACAAGUUCAUUCAGCACAGAAACGGGUAAUGAGAAAGCCUUAGACAGGAUGAUUAACCACUAUUCAUCGUGGUUUAAGCUCAAGAGGGCUGUAUGCUGGAUGUGGAGAUUCAUUAAGUGGCUGAGAACCAAGAGAGAGUCACAGUUGAAAGUUGAAACAGAGGUGAUCUCUAAGAGGAUCACGUAUGAAGAGAUGAAGUAUGCAGAGCAGAAAAUUCUCCAGUAUGAACAAUCUUGCUUCUUUAGAGAGGAAAUGGAUGCACUAACUGGUGCAGAUGGUGUAAGGAAAGCCAGCAGUUUAUACAAGUUAGACCCUAAGAUAGAAGGAGGUCUGAUUCGAGUUGGAGGAAGGUUGAGUAGGUCAGCGCUACCACUCGAGGCGAAACAUCCUAUCAUUAUUCCAAAGAAAAGCCUCGUGGCGGAGCUAAUGUUGAGAGAGGUACAUGAGAAGACGGGACAUAGUGGCAGGAGCCACGAGUUGUCAACUCUUCGUGAAAGAUACUGGUUGCCAGGUGCUGGAACGGCUAUCAGAAAGAUGAUGGGGAGAUGUGUUGCAUGCAGGCGGCAGAGGGCAAAAGUAAUGCAACAGAAAAUGGCUGACCUGCCCAAGGAUAGACUGGUUCCUGAUGAACCACCAUUUACGAGAGUAGGCAUGGACUACUUUGGGCCUAUCGAAGUAAAGAGAGGUCGAAGUAUCGUCAAACGCUAUGGAGUGAUAUUCACUUGCCUUGCCAUACGAGCUGUUCAUAUUGAAAUGGCUUAUUCAUUGAGCACAGACUCUUGUAUAGAUGCAAUACGACGCUUCAUAGCUCGCAGAGGCAAUGUCAAGGAAAUCAGAUCAGACAAUGGGACCAACCUCGUCGGAGCAAAGUUGGAAUUGAGACGAGAGAUAGAAGGGUGGAAUAAAGCCCAGUUGAAUGAAGAACUACUCCAGAGGAACAUAAAGUGGACAUUUAAUCCACCUGGAGCGUCACAUUUUGGCGGAGUCUGGGAGAGACAGAUUGGGACGGUGAGGAAAUUGAUCCUCGCUCUGACGAAGCAGCAAACACUCGCAGACGAAAGUUUGAAUACGCUACUCUGCGAAGUAGAAGGCAUCAUCAACAAUAGGCCCAUCACCAAGGUUUCUGAUGACGCCAGCGACGUAGAGGCAUUGACUCCAAAUCACCUGCUCCUGCUGAAUAGGAAACCACAUCUACCUCCAACGAUGACUGAAGAGUCUGAUACAUACGCUAGAAGAAGGUGGCGUCAAGUGCAAUACAUGGCUGAUCUCUUCUGGAAGCGCUGGAUAAGGGAGUACCUACCACAACUACAGGAGAGGGAGAAAUGGGUAGCAUCGCGUCGAAAUGUUCAAGUCGGUGAUGUUGUGCUUGUGGUCAAUAAUAACGCCCCGCGGAAUUUGUGGCAGUUGGGUAGGGUUCUCAAGACGAUGCCUGACAAAGGAGGUUUCGUCCGUAGCGUUGAAGUCAAGACAAAGAAUAGCGUGCUUGUGAGACCAAUCUCCAAAUUGUGUUUGGUUUUGGAAGCCGACGUUUAA
Strongylocentrotus purpuratus (purple sea urchin) is the source of this 5520-nucleotide messenger RNA. RefSeq lists its product as uncharacterized. The record is from RefSeq and is a predicted model, not a curated record. Gene Ontology annotation, biological process: DNA integration. Gene Ontology annotation, molecular function: nucleic acid binding; zinc ion binding. Bases 1 to 5520 code for a protein of 1839 amino acids. NCBI's taxonomy places the organism in Eukaryota, Metazoa, Echinodermata, Echinoidea, Camarodonta, Strongylocentrotidae. The transcript has a single exon.